ACAGACCUCGCCAUGUGGCGCGCAGUGCAGGUCGCGCACGUGCUGCUAGCGCUGACGUGCGCGCACGCACAGAACCGCGUCGUGGACGUCAGCACGACGUGCGAUCGCGGCUCGUUCACCGUGUCGCUGGAAAUGGCACAGCCGUUCAAAGGCUUACUGUUUAGCAAGGACUUCUCGAGGGAGUGCAGGGUGCAAGGCAACCACAAAACGAAGGUGUCUCUGCAUCUACCGACGAACGCAUGCGGCGUGAGGAGUUCCACCCUGAACGCGACCAGCGACGACCAGCUGUACUAUACCGUGGAGCUGGUCGUGCAGAUGGACCGCAUGUUACAGCAGUCCACAGAUCAGGAGCUCGUGGUCAGGUGUAAACUGCAACCGCGUGCGGUUCGUAUCAACAGUUCAGCUCUCGAGGGAGUCAUCAACUCUAAACUACGAGAAAUGAUCGGGCAGGAAGCUAAAAAGACGAGAACCGGUCGCAACCGGCAAGGCUGGGUGAAUCCAGCUGAAAUGGAGCAGCGUGAAUGGCUGCUGGAAUCAGCUCGGGCGUGGAUGGAGCUGGUCCCAGCUUCGCCCAGCAGCGAGCCCGCCACGGUCGAGGUGGGGCAGCCGACGAAGCUGCUGAUCCAGUGCACGCUGCCUGUUGGAGUCGGUCUCCGCAUAACCAACUGCGUAGCUCACGACGGCCUCGGGGAGGCCUCGCAGAAACUCCUCGACGAGGCCGGCUGCCCAAUCGACGAGUCCAUCUUCUCGACCCCCUCCAUCCACCGCCAUAAGAAAGGGACAGAGAUAGACUUCGCAGAUCUCGAACCGGUUGACCCGCAGCGAAACUUGGACGAAAACUUCAACCUAAAACACGCCAAAACCGACCCAGAGCUGAUGUUCAAAAACAUCAUGACAUACCAACACGCCAUCACCACAUUCGCCGCCUUCAAGUUCCCUGACCGGGCUAAACUACAUCUGACAUGCGGCAUAGAAUUAUGCAAAGGGAAAUGUCCACUUGUGGACUGCAAAGCUUUGCAAAGGCCCCAACAGACGAGGGAGGGGUUAUUGAGAAAGGCGAGAUUGGAUAAAGACGCUAAAGGAGUUGUCAUUGAUAGGCUGGAGGUGUAUAAUAGCAUUGAGGUGCUGGCGCCUAAUAUUGAGUUGGAAGAUGAAGCUUCUAUAAGAGGUUCACGAAGAAUAGAAAGCGAAGAGGAAGAGCUGAUCCGAGGCUUCUCUCCGGGCGACAAGACAAUCUGCCUCUCGCCCGGUAAAAUGGCUCUAGCCUUCUGCGUCUUAGGGGUCAUAUUCCUGUGCGCGAUAGCCGUAGCUUUCGUCUCGCUAAUCAGAGCGAGAAGGCGUCUAGGCAGGGAGCCGCUGCAUACAUCCCUCUCUUUCUACACGGGUAGCAAGAGUAUGUUCUCUUCUAGCGAGAGCUCCAGUUCUGGAUUGAGCGGCAGUAAGCUAUUGCUCACUGAUAGCCCGUAUUUAGAUCAUCAUUCGUCUUCGAGCAAUAAUUGGCCAUAUUCUAGAGCUUUUUGAAGUUUCUUCCGUCUGGUUAGAGCGAGAAGGCGUCUAGGCAGGGAGCCGCUGCAUACAUCCCUCUCUUUCUACACGGGUAGCAAGAGUAUGUUUUCUUCUAGUGAGAGCUCCAGUUCUGGAUUGAGCGGCAGUAAGCUAUUGCUCACUGAUAGCCCGUAUUUAGAUCAUCAUUCGUCUUCGAGCAAUAAUUGGCCAUAUUCUAGAGCUUUUUGAAGUUUCUUCCGUCUGGUUAGAGCGAGAAGGCGUCUAGGCAGGGAGCCGCUGCAUACAUCCCUCUCUUUCUACACGGGUAGCAAGAGUAUGUUUUCUUCUAGUGAGAGCUCCAGUUCUGGAUUGAGCGGCAGUAAGCUAUUGCUCACUGAUAGCCCGUAUUUAGAUCAUCAUUCGUCUUCGAGCAAUAAUUGGCCAUAUUCUAGAGCUUUUUGAAGUUUCUUCCGUCUGGUUAGAGCGAGAAGGCGUCUAGGCAGGGAGCCGCUGCAUACAUCCCUCUCUUUCUACACGGGUAGCAAGAGUAUGUUUUCUUCUAGUGAGAGCUCCAGUUCUGGAUUGAGCGGCAGUAAGCUAUUGCUCACUGAUAGCCCGUAUUUAGAUCACCAUUCGUCUUCGAGCAAUAAUUGGCCAUAUUCUCGAGCUUUUUGAGGUUUCUUUUGUCUGGUUAGAGCGAGAAGGCAUCUAGGCAGGGAGCCGCUGCAUACAUCCCUCUCUUUCUACACGGGUAGCAAGAGUAUGUUCUUCUAGUGAGAGCUCCAGUUCUGGAUUGAACGGCAUAAGCUAUUGCUCACUGAUAGCCCGUAUUUAGAUUAUCAUCUUCAUAGAUAGAGUCAGACCAAGAAAAGUCUGCAGCGGAUUUGAUAGCCCACGCAGUGCAAGUAUUAUU
Molecule: messenger RNA, 2398 nt
Organism: Cydia fagiglandana
Lineage: Eukaryota; Metazoa; Arthropoda; Insecta; Lepidoptera; Tortricidae
Gene: cyr
Exons: 7
Coding region: 13-1521 (502 amino acids)
Source: RefSeq, a predicted model, not a curated record